AUGUCCUCGAAAGCCUCUGGUGCCGCGGACUCGCUGCUUCAUCCAGACUCGUCCAAAACUCCCGUCCGCAUCGAGAUCUUUGCGGCCUUUGCCGCUAUUGCCUGGUACAAUGCCAUUGAGCUCAUCAUCUUGUGUUUCGUCUCCUUCAAACGUCGCCGCGGCUGUUAUUUCUGGAGUCUGCUAGUCGCGUCAUCUUGUAUCGUCCCACACUGUCUGGGCUAUGUCCUUCUUUUCUUUCCCACGGGGGUAUCCCCGUACAUCUGCGUCACGCUCGUCGUCUUCAGUUGGUACGGCAUGGUGACGGGUCAAUCGAUGGUGCUCUGGUCACGCCUACAUCUGGUCUUGCAAAAUACCAAAGUGCUUUACGGAGUGCUGUGGAUGAUCAUAGUGGAUGCGAUACUCUUCCAUGUUCCGACUACCGCCCUACUAUACGGGACCGUCGCAGCCCCCAUCAGUGUCUGGUCGCGUGGAUACAGUACAAUGGAGCACAUACAGCUUGUGGGAUUCUGCAUCCAGGAGCUGAUCAUAUCGGGAAUCUACGUUUGGGAAACGGUGAAGCUGCUGCGACUCCGACCACAAGGUCGACCAAACGGGAUCCUCCAUCAACUCCUCACAAUUAACAUCAUCAUCCUCCUCCUCGACAUCGCCAUCGUCGUCAUCGAAUACGUCGGCUACUACGCGGUUCAAGUCAUGUUCAAACCCGUCGCGUAUAGUAUCAAACUCAAACUCGAAUACGCCAUCCUCGGUAAACUAGUAGCCAUCGCCCAGGGUGCUCAGACCUACAAUGACGACGAGUUACCCUCCAGCACGCGCGAGAUCAAUUCCUUCCCGUCUUCGCAGGAAACGCCGCCCCGGCCGGGAUUUGCUCAACAUCCGCGUCGCAUGUACAAUUUUCCGUGGUUUUGGGAGAAUUCUCAUCAGUCCAUUUGCACGUCAUCAGGGAUAUGA
Messenger RNA from Penicillium subrubescens, 948 nucleotides. RefSeq lists its product as uncharacterized. Lineage: Eukaryota; Fungi; Ascomycota; Eurotiomycetes; Eurotiales; Aspergillaceae. The record is from RefSeq and is a predicted model, not a curated record. The coding region runs from base 1 to 948 and encodes 315 amino acids. The transcript has a single exon.